This is a messenger RNA of Corvus hawaiiensis (hawaiian crow), 14118 nucleotides long. RefSeq names its product EMAP like 5 (gene EML5). Lineage: Eukaryota; Metazoa; Chordata; Aves; Passeriformes; Corvidae. The record is from RefSeq and is a predicted model, not a curated record. The coding region runs from base 149 to 6127 and encodes 1992 amino acids. Gene Ontology annotation, molecular function: microtubule binding. The transcript has 45 exons.
GAGCGGCGGCGGCGGGCAUCCAUGUCGGCGAGCAGGGAUUAGCGCGGCGGGCACCCAGCCGAGCGGAGGGGGCGGCCGGCCCGUCGCCCCCUUCCCGCGGGGUCUCCGGCGGGAGCGAGCCAUACCCGGCUGGCGGGGGCGGGUGGACAUGGCUGACCGGAGCGCGCCGAGCUGCCACCUGCGGCUGGAGUGGGUCUACGGCUACCGGGGUCAUCAGUGCCGCAACAACCUCUACUACACGGCGGCCAAGGAGAUCGUCUACUUCGUGGCGGGGGUCGGCGUGGUCUACAGCCCCCGGGAGCACCGGCAAAAAUUCUACCUGGGGCACCAGGACGACAUCAUCAGCCUUGCUUUGCAUCCCGAACGCGUGUUGGUGGCAACAGGUCAAGUUGGGAAGGAACCAUACAUCUGCGUGUGGGAUUCAUACACUGUGCAGACUGUAUCUGUUCUGAAGGACGUUCACACACAUGGUAUAGCUUGCUUGGCCUUUGAUUUAGAUGGUCAGCGUUUGGUCUCAGUUGGUUUGGAUUCGAAAAACACAGUUUGUGUAUGGGACUGGAGAAAAGGAAAAUUAUUAUCAAUGGCUCCUGGUCAUACAGACAGAAUAUUUGAUAUUUCUUGGGAUUUAUACCAGCCAAACAAGCUCGUCAGCUGUGGCGUAAAACACAUCAAGUUCUGGAGCUUGUGUGGCAACUCAUUGACGCCAAAACGUGGUGUCUUUGGCAAGACUGGUGAUCUCCAGACUAUAUUGUGCCUCGCCUGUGCUAGGGAUGAAGUGACGUAUUCUGGUGCAUUGAAUGGAGAUAUAUACGUAUGGAAAGGAAUCAACCUUGUACGGACAAUACAGGGAGCACAUGCUGCAGGAAUUUUCAGCAUGAAUGCAUGUGAAGAGGGGUUUGCCACUGGUGGCAGGGAUGGCUGUGUUCGCUUGUGGGACUUAAAUUUUAAACCAAUUACUGUGAUUGAUCUCAGGGAAACAGACCAGGGAUACAAAGGUCUCUCUGUAAGAAGUGUUUGCUGGAGAGGAGACCAUAUACUCGUUGGGACUCAAGAUAGUGAAAUUUUUGAAAUUGUGGUGCAUGAGCGUAAUAAGCCUUUCCUGAUAAUGCAGGGGCACUGUGAAGGAGAGCUGUGGGCUUUGGCUGUCCAUCCUACAAAGCCCCUGGCCAUGACUGGAAGCGAUGAUCGAUCAGUCAGAAUUUGGAGUUUAAUAGACCAUGCUCUGAUUGCCCGGUGCAACAUGGAAGAACCCAUUCGCUGUGCCGCGGUUAGUACUGAUGGAAUCCAUCUUGCUCUUGGAAUGAAGGAUGGCUCUUUCACUGUGCUUCGGGUCAGAGAUAUGACUGAGGUUGUUCAUAUCAAAGACAGGAAAGAAGCUAUUCAUGAACUCAAAUAUUCUCCAGAUGGGAAUUUCCUAGCUGUUGGUUCCAAUGACAGCUCUGUGGAUGUAUAUGGUGUUGUUCAGCGAUACAAGAAAGUUGGGGAAUGUGUUGGAUCCUUAAGCUUCAUCACGCAUAUGGAUUGGUCUUCAGACAGUAAAUACUUACAGACCAAUGAUGGCAAUGGAAAGAGACUUUUUUACAGAAUGCCAAGUGGAAAAGAAGUGACAAACAAGGAGGAAUUGAAGGGCAUUCAGUGGGCAUCAUGGACCUGUGUUUCUGGUGUUGAAGUUAAUGGAAUCUGGCCCAAAUAUUCAGAUAUAAAUGAUAUAAAUUCUGUGGAUGCGAAUUUUAUUGGGCAAGUUAUGGUUACAGCUGAUGAUUAUGGAAUAGUAAAGCUCUUUCGGUACCCAUGUCUAAGAAAAGGAGCAAAGUUUAAAAAAUAUCUUGGUCAUUCUGCUCAUGUGACAAACGUCAGAUGGUCGCAUGAUCACCAAUGGGUUGUUUCCAUUGGGGGAGCUGAUCAUUCUGUCUUUCAGUGGAAGUUUGUCCCCGACCGCAAGUUGAAGGACACUCUUCAUAUAGCACCCCAAGAGAGUCUGGUUGAUUCUAAUAGUGAUGAAUCAGAUUCAGAUCAGUCUGAUGUUCCAGAGCUGGACUCUGAAAUUGAACAAGAGACGCAGAUCACCUAUCGUCGACAGGUUUACAAAGAAGAUCUACCUCAACUUAAAGAGCAAUGCAAAGAAAAAAGAAAAAGUGCAGCUUCUAAGAGACGUGAGCGAGCUCCAGGGAACAGUAUAAGACUACAUUUUGUUCAUGGUUACAGAGGUUACGACUGUCGAAGCAAUCUCUUCUACACUCAGACGGGUGAAAUUGUAUACCAUGUGGCAGCGGUGGGAGUGGUGUACAACCGGCAGCAGAACACACAGCGCUUUUAUCUAGGUCAUGAUGAUGACAUUCUUUGCCUUGCUAUUCAUCCCUUAAAGGACUAUGUGGCAACAGGCCAGGUCGGUCGGGAUUCCUCAAUACACAUUUGGGAUACAGAAACAAUAAAGCCACUCUCAGUAUUAAAGGGCUAUCACCAGUAUGGUGUUUGUGCUGUUGAUUUUUCAGCGGAUGGGAAACGAUUGGCUUCUGUUGGAAUAGAUGACAAUCACACUAUUGUACUCUGGGAUUGGAAGAAAGGAGAAAAGCUUUCAGCAGUAAGGGGAAGCAAAGAUAAGAUCUUCGUUGUUAAGAUUAAUCCUUACAUGCCUGAUAAAUUGAUUACAGUUGGAAUUAAACACAUGAAGUUCUGGCGGAGAGCAGGAGGAGGACUAAUUGGGAGAAAGGGCUGCAUAGGUGCGCUGGGAAGAACCGACACAAUGAUGUGUGCAGUGUAUGGCUGGACGGAAGAGAUGGCGUUCUCUGGAACCUCCACGGGGGAUGUGUGUAUUUGGAGAGAUGUGUUUCUCAUAAAAACUGUCAAAGCACAUGAUGGUCCUGUGUUCAGCAUGCACGCAUUGGAAAAAGGAUUUGUCACUGGAGGAAAGGAUGGGGUAGUAGCUCUCUGGGACGAUACCUUUGAACGUUGUCUCAAAACCUAUGCCAUCAAAAGGGCUGCUCUGGCUCCCGGAUCCAAAGGUCUCCUCUUAGAAGAUAAUCCUUCUAUACGUGCCAUAUCGUUAGGACAUGGUCAUAUUCUAGUGGGCACAAAGAAUGGUGAAAUAUUGGAGGUGGAUAAAAGUGGACCAAUAACUCUGCUGGUUCAGGGUCACAUGGAGGGGGAAGUUUGGGGUCUAGCUACUCAUCCUCAUUUACCUAUUUGUGCCACUGUAAGUGAUGACAAAACCUUAAGAAUAUGGGAUUUAUCUCCUAGCCAUUGUAUGUUAGCGGUUCGCAAAUUGAAAAAGGGAGGCAGAUGUUGCUGCUUUUCUCCUGAUGGAAAAGCAUUAGCUGUUGGUCUCAACGAUGGAAGUUUUUUGAUAGUUAAUGCAGAUACCCUGGAGGAUUUAGUCUCUUUCCAGCACAGGAAGGAUGUUAUUUCAGAGAUCAGAUUUUCUCCUGGGACUGGAAAGUACUUAGCCGUGGCAUCCUGUGACAACUUUGUAGAUAUUUACAAUGUAAUGAGCAGUAAAAGAGUAGGAAUCUGCAAGGGAGCCUCCAGCUAUAUCACGCACAUGGACUGGGACAUAAGAGGGAAACUUUUGCAAGUCAACACUGGUGCUAAAGAGCAGUUGUUUUUUGAAGCCCCUCGUGGGAAAAAACAGAUAAUUCCUAGUUUGGAGGUAGAAAAGAUUGGCUGGGCAUCAUGGACAAGUGUUUUGGGCUCUUGCUGUGAAGGGAUCUGGCCCAUAAUUGGUGAAGUCACAGAUGUAACUGCUUCAUGCCUCACUAGUGAUAGUAAAGUAUUAGCCACAGGAGAUGAUUUUGGAUUCGUGAAACUGUUUCGAUACCCUGCUAAAGGAAAGUUUGGAAAAUUUAAGAGGUAUGUUGCUCACAGUACCCAUGUGACAAAUGUCCGCUGGACCUACGAUGACAGUCUGUUGGUCACUGUUGGAGGAGCAGACACCUCUUUAAUGCUGUGGACUUACGAGAUGGAAGGACAUCGGGAUAGCAGGCAGUGUGACAGUGAAGAGUCUGAUCUCGAUUCUGAAGAAGAUGGAGGUUAUGACAGUGAUGUGACAAGGGAAAAUGAAAUUAAUUACACCAUCAAAGCCUUAUCAACAAACAUUAGACCAAUGUUUGGAAUUAAGCCUCAUCUGCAACAAAAGGAGCCAACCUUAGAUGAAAGGCAGGGGGUAGUAAGAGGUUCCAGACCACCAGUUAGUAGGGCAUUGCCACAGCCGGAGAAACUGCAGACAAAUAAUGUGGGGAAAAAAAAGAGACCUAUAGAGGACCUAAUUUUGGAGCUGGUAUUUGGGUAUCGAGGCAAGGACUGCAGAAACAAUGUGCACUAUUUGAAUGAUGGUGCUGAUGUAAUUUAUCACACUGCAUCUAUUGGGAUCUUGUAUAAUGUGGCAACAGGCUCUCAGUCAUUUUACCAGGAACACAAUGAUGAUAUUUUGUGCCUCACUGUGAAUCAGCACCCCAAGUUUAUCAACAUAGUGGCAACUGGCCAAGUAGGAGACUCAGCAGAUAUGUCAGGUCUUGCUCUGAAAGAUUUGGUCAGUUCUUAUUCAGGAAAUCUAGCUACAGCUCCUUCUAUUCACGUGUGGGAUGCAAUGAACAAGCAGACACUGUCCGUACUGCGGUGCUACCAUUCCAAGGGCGUGUGCUCAGUCAGUUUCAGUGCCACCGGCAAACUGCUGCUGUCCGUAGGGCUGGAUCCCGAACAUACCAUUACCAUUUGGAAGUGGCAGGAAGGUGCCAAAAUUGCCAGCCGAGCUGGUCAUAACCAGCGUAUAUUUGUCGCAGAAUUCAGGCCAGAUUCAGAUACACAGUUUGUUUCUGUGGGAGUUAAACAUGUAAGGUUCUGGACACUGGCUGGAAGAGCUCUCCUCAGUAAAAAAGGGCUGCUGAGCUCCAUAGAAGAUGCCCGCAUGCAGACCAUGCUUUCUGUAGCUUUUGGAGCGAAUAACUUGACAUUUACAGGUACUAUCAGUGGAGAUGUUUGUGUUUGGAAAGACCAUGUGUUGAUACGAAUUGUGGCCAAAGCUCACAAUGGACCUGUUUUCACAAUGUAUACCACACUGAGGGAUGGUUUGAUUGUUACAGGAGGCAAAGAAAGGCCUUCAAAGGAAGGAGGAGCAGUUAAGCUAUGGGAUCAGGAGCUGAAACGAUGUCGUGCCUUCAGACUAGAGACGGGACAAAUCACAGACUGUGUUCGCUCUGUUUGUAGAGGCAAGGGGAAAAUUCUCGUCGGGACACGAAAUGCUGAAAUAAUUGAAGUUGGAGAGAAAAAUGCAGCAUGUAACAUUCUAAUUAAUGGUCAUAUGGAUGGACCAAUCUGGGGCCUGGCAACGCAUCCGUCCAGAGAUUUUUUCCUUUCUGCUGCAGAAGAUGGCACAGUAAGACUCUGGGAUAUUGCUGAAAAGAAGAUGCUGAACAAAGUCAGCUUAGGACAUGCAGCUCGUACUGUUUGUUACAGCCCAGAAGGUGAUAUGGUAGCUAUUGGCAUGAAAAAUGGAGAAUUUAUUAUCCUGCUUGUGACCUCUCUAAAAAUUUGGGGGAAAAAAAGGGACAGAAGAUCAGCAAUCCAAGAUAUCAGGUUUAGCCCAGACUCUCGUUACCUAGCAGUUGGUUCCAGUGAGAAUGCAGUGGAUUUUUAUGAUCUGACUUUGGGCCCGACACUAAAUCGAAUCAGCUAUUGCAAAGAUAUCCCAAGUUUUGUAAUCCAGAUGGACUUCUCUGCUGAUAGCUCUUAUCUCCAGGUCUCUACGGGGUCUUACAAAAGGCAAGUGUAUGAAGUGCCUUCAGGAAAGCAGCUUGUGGACCAGGCUGUGAUUGACAGAAUAACAUGGGCUACUUGGACAAGUGUUCUAGGGGAUGAAGUAAUUGGAAUCUGGUCCAGGCAUGCUGAAAAAGCUGAUGUGAACUGUGCUUGUGUCUCUCACUCGGGAAUCAAUCUUGUAACAGGCGAUGAUUUUGGCAUGGUCAAACUAUUUGACUUUCCAUGUCCUGAAAAAUUUGCAAAACAUAAACGAUUUUUAGGUCACUCUGCUCACUUAACUAAUAUUCGAUUCACAAGUGGAGACAGAUACGUGGUCAGUGCUGGAGGGGACGACUGCAGCUUAUUUGUUUGGAAGUGUGUGCAUAUGCCUCAUUGAGGGAGACAUGGAGACUUGCAAAGAGGACACUGCAUGAAGUACCAGGCAUGAAAUAACCCAGGAUUGCAAUGUGACAUUCUACUGUGCCCUGCAUGCGUAAGAAAUGACCCAAGACACAGAGCAAUCUGUCUCUGACAGACAGGACCUGGAGUCUGCCAGAAGGAUGGACUGUCACAAACACACUGAGGCUAGGUUGGCUUCAGUGUCAGAUAAUCUGGGUUUGUAUUCCACUCACUGCCAGAUGUUGAAAAUGAAAUAUGUGGAUGAAAGGAAAAAGUGAAUUGUUAAUCAAUGUACAGUUUCACAGCAAGUUCUUGGGGUUUUAAUCGAGAGAUGCUAUUUCUGACCUAGUGCUGUACAUUGAUCUAUUUUCAGCAUGAAUGUUUUUCCUUUAAGUUUUGAGGUCUAAAUAGCAUAGAUUAAAAGAGUAUUCCAUAUUUUAUUACUGGGAGAGACCAUAUAUUAACUCUUAAAUAUAUAGUAUUUUAAUAAAUGUUUAAUUAUUAUAAUGGAAAUUAUAUUUCUAUGGCUGGUCAAAAGGAAAUAUCAUAUCUGGUGAAGCAGAAAAUAAUAGAGUUGAUUCCUUAUGACUGAAAUAUUUCCGUAUUUAGAGGCCUGGGUCACAGUCAUGUCUGGUGAAAGCCGUUGGAUAUGCAUGAUCUUCAUGGCUAAUUUAGUGUUUUUGUUGCACUUAAACAUUAAAUUAGUUCUAUGAGCAAAAAUAGAUUUGCUCACUUCGCGAGUGCCUUGCCCACUACCUAAAAGUCUAACUCCCAAUUUUUGCCUUGUGAAUAAAAGUAUUCUCAGUGGAAGAGAGAUUAUUGCUGUGUUACUUGACUGGGUUGUGAGCCUCUCUGCUGGAAAUGAGGACCAGGGUGAGGAUUUUGUAGUCUUCUUGUUGAUAAAGCUUGGGAUGUCACCAGUGGCAAAAAUAGAAUUUCAGAGCAAUAUGAAUUGAUUUUAUUUUCUCAGCAUCAUAGGGGAGAUUCAGAGAGAACUUUGCAAGCAUUAUAUUUUAUACAUUUGAACUUUUUAACAGAGUUAGGACUAGCUGGGAGAUGUCUCUAUUCAGAUUUCUCUUCUGAUUGUAAAAAAUGUCCAAUCAUCUGCUUCCUUCAAUGGACCUGCUGUCACCUCAAGCAUUUAUUCUAUCCUGCAACAUAACUGAAUUCUAAGUUGGAAAGACAUUUCCAUGGUGAUAAACACCUGAACAAAGCUGUGUUUUUGGGUACAAGUGAGGAAGAUUUCAUUAGCUGUUUGUCUAAAUCAUGUCAUAGAGAAGCAUUACAGACAGUUCAUAUUCAUGCAACAUAGCAGGGAUCAAAAGUCACUAAUUAUCAGCACUGCUCUCAUUGUGGCAUUCUGCUGUGAACAGAAAGCUCUCUUUCUGUGCAAGCCAGCGUUGCUUUGACAGUGGCACUUGUUUAGGUCAGUCAAUAGGCUUCACUAUUAUUCAUCUCCUGCUUUUUCUUAUGCCAGAUGAAAAAGAAAUAAACCUCAUCUCUUCUUGUGUGCAUGUUGGUUACAGAGGGAAUGGGAGGGCUUGCAGGUAGAAGAGAACAGUUACAGAGCUGAACUUCUGUGCUCUCCUUUUUAUGUGCUAUACAAAACUAGUUACCCAACUGUUUUAGGUAAUAUAUUUUAUAUAUCAAGCUAUAACAAAUAUUUAUUUUAAAGAAGUUGAUGAACUAAACGGUUAUCAGGUUUCUCAGCAUGAUGGUUCUUAGCAAAGUCUUGCCAGUCAUGCAGCUGCUAUUCUACAGGAGCAAAAACUCUAAGGAUUUGGUCAUGAGUGUACAGGGAGAUCUUGCCAGUAAUGUUUUUGAGUUUAGGGGAAUUGCAUAUGAGAGUUGUGAUUAGACCUGAUGUAUCUUAUAACCUUGUUUCCUGUCUCUGUUGUACAUGAAAAUUAGUCUCUGGUGUUUAUAUCUUCUCUUUACCAGAGAAAUGGUUUGCAGUGUGCUCUUUGAUGGCUGUGAUUCUAUCCCUUAUUAAACACAUCUGUGCAGGACUUUCGGACUUGAAGUAAGAUCUGUCCUGCCUCUAUUUUAAAGUUGCCUUUCAUUGGAUCGAGAUGGAUGACUGUUAAGAGCUCCCUCACAGUCUGCCCUACUCAGACUGUCAGAUCAAAGUCCGUAUUUUUCUGUCUCUGAGUUUUCCCCUCAAAAUCCUAGGCUCAGUGAGCUCUUCUGUAGGCCUUCACCCAGUGAAGGAGGUAUGUGGAUCAAGAGGGUUUUUUCCUGGAAUCCCUGUUGCUGGUCCUCUUCUCUUCUCCUCCCUCCCCCUACACCCUUCAUUAAUGUUGUGCCUCUCCACUGAUAAUUUGUCCAUUGGUGCUUUUCCCCUGAGGAAUCCCAAAGGCCACUCCAGAGCUGAAGGAUGAGAAGAAAGGGGCAGGUGAAUUGCAGCAGGGCUGCUCUGAGAGGGGCGAGGCUGAGAGCUGCAGUGGGAGAGGCUGAGCCUCCAGGUCUCCCUGCUUCUUCACUCUCUUCCAAACCUCACUGCUACUGUAAAGGGCUGGGAUGGGAGCUGGAAGCUGAGGAGCUCUUCAAAAACUGAACUGCCAGCAUUGUUCCUCCUCUUGCAGCCCAAACUGGUAGCUAGUGUUUUCCCUGGUGAAACUGCUCCAUGGUUUGCCAGGUAAAAUGGUGGCAGCCAGCUGGGAAUUAUCACAAAUGUUGAGGAGAAGAGUAGCAGAGCUUCAGUUGCAGUUUGGAACAUAAUGUAGCUGUGAUUCUCUGCUGAAGUGAAGAGCUGGCUGUCAGCAUGGUCCAAGUUGGCAGCUUUGUGGUGGUUUUUGUCUUUUUGUCUGUGAUGGUGCUUGCUACCGUGCCUCAUUUACUGUUUACAUUAAAUGCUACUGUAGUAACUUGCUAAUUGUUGCCACCCAUGCUUGAAGCAUGUGCACAUGGGAACAGGCUGCCUGUUCUGAUAGGCAGUGGGAGCUCGAGGCUGGAUGCUCCACGGAGAAAUCAAAGGAUGACAGAACCCCGUAGGAUAGGUCAGGAAAGAAGCUGGAAUGUGGAGAGACUAGUGAAAGCCUUUCAUCUGGAAGCAUCAGAGAGAACUGAGAGCAGGAGGGCUCUGCCUGAAGCUGGAGAAAGCCUCUUCUGGGGUUAUACAGCACCAGGGAAGGGGAGGCAAAAGUUCUUUGUAUAAUUUAAUCACUAGUGGAUGAUUUUGUACUAUAGCUUGUGGUUUUGGUUAGCAGCAAACAUACAUCUUUGGGAUCUUUAGUCAGCAAUAUUUUUGGUAAUAAAAGAAAUUAACUAGAAAACUGAGUCAAUUAAAAUAAAAUUACAUUUCACUUAAAAAAAUAAAUAUGCCCUUGAAAGCUAUUAAGCAUACUUAGAAAAAAGAGAAUAAGGAAAAUCCAGCUCCUAGGAGCAAAGAAAUACUAAAAAUAAACGCAUUUAGAACUGAAAGUUGACGUAAUGCAGGAACCGAGGAACACAGUUGGGAAUUAGGUCAGAGAGAGCAAAUUACCCAAAUAUGUUGAAUCAUUUAGACUUGAAAUCUUUUUUUUUUAAAUUCUCAAGAAGGCAGUCAGCAUAUAUGACUUUCUGAUUUUGCUAGGGAAAGCAAGAAAUGCUGUGAAACUAAAGGAUAGGAUUUCAGAAAAUUAAGGCUAUUUUAUCACUUGGUGACAGCUGAGGAAAAGCACACAUUCAGAGCAGCUUCUUACUUUGCUCUGUAUCAGGGUUUCAGUGUUAGCAAGAUUCAUUUCAGCAUAACUGAACUUUCUACCAGUCAGGUUAAUGCUGGCCUGGAAUUGUGCCAUCAGAAAGCAGGUACACUGCAGGUGAGACACCUCCUCAGUCUAGAACACGACCAAAAUAAAGGGCUUCAGUACCAAGAGCAGGAUUUUGAUAGCAUUCAGGAGUGGCUUAGUUUAAAACUAUGAUCCCCUUCUCUAAGCUGCUGCCUAAACCACCUCAGCCCCACUGUUUGAGCUGCCAGUUUGCCAAGAGACCCAGCGCCCUGGAGCUGGCCCCAAGCACCUUCCCUGCCUCAGAAUGCUGCUCAGAGCCCAGGCUGGAUGUGCUGGGCAAAGUGUAAGAGUGUGACAAGAAAAGGAUGUUGGCUUCAAAUACAGCAUUUAAUUAGGCAAGGUGACAUGUUCCCUGUGUCAUUUUCAGUGUCAGAGAUGUGACCAGCCUUAAUCCUGAAAGUGUUUUUUUUUUUUAAUUCUGUUAAGCUGUAGGCAGUAGUCUUGAACAAAGUGGACCAUCCUGUAGACUCUACAGAAAGGGAAGUAAGAGUGCAAGUCACAAAAUGAAUUGCCACAUCAGUGGUGUAAACACCCCUAGUUGCAUUGCAUUUGUGUGCUUUUUUGUUCUUACUGGGUUUUUUAAUGCUUCCUUGCAAUCUGCUCUGUUUUUCUAAAAUUUUUAGCAGCAUUUGAUUUCUGCUCAUGUGGAUAGAUCCAUGUGCUUGCCAAAGCCUGCUGUCAUUCUUCACACCACUCACUGUUGGGUGGUUACACGAAGCCCAUUUAUUUUGUUGGCCCUGGCUUCUGCUCUUCAGUUGACUUUGACUUCAGACUUGAAUUCUGCAUAUCUCAUUUUAGAAAUAAAAAUAGAAUAGUUUUAGGUGUCUAAUAUGCAUAAAAGCCACAAUAGGUUUCCUUGCCAAAAUCAUUUGCAUCUGAGGUGUUUUUCUCAGUGAAUUUGAUGCUAGAACACUCACCAUCCUUUUCUCAGUUUACUAACAGCAAACAAGUCAUAACCUUAAUACCUUGAUCUCUUUUUUAGUUUACUGUGAGAUCAGCAAUCCAGCCAAUUCACUACUUCUUUGGAAAGUAAAGGAGAAAAAAAGCAUGGAACACGUGUUCUCUUCCCCCUCUGUUUAAAACAAAACAACAGAAAGUGUAAGGUCUUAGCAUGAUGACAAUUGGCAAUUCUUAAAAUUUCCGUAAUUCUUAUAAUAUCUUCUUUUUUUUGGAAUUAUGGAACAUAGGGUGGAGGAAACAGUAACAGGAAACCAGUAAAUGCACAUGGAGAAAAGGCAGAAGAAAGGAAAGCAGAGAAAGGAACACUCAAAAAUAGGCAAAGGCAAGAUGGAAGAACUGACAUGGGAGGUGGUGAGUGGCAAACAUCUUGCUUCAAGUGGGAAGUAUUCAGUGGCUGCUUGGGAAGUGUGAGGACUUCCUUACACUUCCUUAGGAGAGCAGGAGAGGGCUCAAGGGAAGGCUGCAGGCAACUUUGGUUGCUCUAUUUUUGGGAAGAUGCAGCCACUUCCACUCACUGCUGUCUCCACUCUUGUACCUGUGGGACACCUGUUUAGAGCUGAGGUUACCCACAGCUGCAGUGGAGGCACGUUGGAACAAAGACAGUGCUAUAAAGAGAGAAGUGCUCUGUAGUACUGAGAGCUCAGGCAAAAGAGUUUAAGGAUGUAUUUCAAAAGGCUACUCAUCUUUCCACCUAAACCAAACAUGAAUUGUUUUAAUAGGCCUGCUCUGAAAAUGUUCUUUAAACAAAAAAUACUAAACCAAAGAAAUAUUAUACUUCAGAAAACUCUUCAUAACCAAGCUGUAGCAAUUACUGCCUCUCUUGUUUCUUUCCUAUUCAGCAGUUCUUGGUUCUGUUCCCAGGCAUUCACAACAUUUAAGAUGACAGACAUGAAAACUGUGGGUUCUAUUAUGUUUAACCUGAGGUGUGACAGCGAGAGGAAUCUGCACACGGCAGUUUGGAUCCUACUUGAGUCAAGUUUUCCUUCAGUGGUUCCAUGCCAUGGGCCUUCAAAUAUAUAGGAACUCAGGUGAAUAUAAUGUAGACCCUACAAAUACAUCUGAAUAGAAAUAAAUCAAUAUAAAGUUCUUGAUUUUAUCCCAUAGUAAACCAUUACAAAAAAGGAAGUAAUUAAGGUAAACUUUAAGUAAAAACAAUCCAAACUCAUUAUAGGUGCUGGGUAGACAACUGGACUUGUAGCAACUCUUUGUAAGAAACACACAAUUUGUGCAUGAAUAGCUGGACUGAUCCUUCUCCACCUGCUAGAGGGCAGUUGAGUAUGGGACAUGAGAGGCAGGAUGUUCCUAUUGCUCAGUGUGUUUGGAUUUCUCUUCCAUAAGCCAAAAUAGGUGUUUCCUUAGUUUCUGUUGCUGUUUGUGGGAUAACUUCAAGACCCUACAAAGUGAUUUUGCCCGUAGCAGCACAUAUCUCGCUCAGUUUGGGCACAGAUGUCAUGUGAGAGCUUACUGAAAAACAGAAAGAAACCCCAGACCAAAACCAACAAACUUCAAAUGUUUUUUGUUUUUUAAUGAUAUCCCCCAAACUAUUGUCAUGUUUGUUCCAGUGAUGUGAAGAUAUGUGUGAUUUGCACUGUUUGUAGAGGAAAGCAGGUUCUAUCCACUUAACUGCUGAGUGGCCCCCACAUAAUGGGUGUUUUAGACCAGAGCAUUAAGGCCAGUUGUGCUUUACCAGUUUUCUAAAAUGAGUACUUAGGAGGGGACAAAUGCCACUGUCCCAUCAUGUGUGAUGCUGCAGAGCUCAUAAAACCGCUGCUGCCUUCAGCUGUUCUCAGUGGGACUGAGGCCAGAGCUGAGGCUGUAAGGACAAAAAUGUAAAUUACUGCAACAAGCGUUGCAUUCGUGGGUUCUGAAAAAAGAGCUGUAGUAGAGGGGUAUUUUAUUUUCAGUCCUCUACAGGAUUGUAAGCCUUUAGGGAAAACAAAAAGGAAAUGUUCAUGUAAUAUCCUCCAUUAUUCCUUCCUUAGCUUUGGUUAUUACUGCUCUUCCUCCUUCUCACAGAAGCCCUUAUCCCAGCUCCCCACCGCCAAAUAAGUUUAUUUUUCCACUGUAGUGGCUGUGGUCAGCCAGCUUUAACCACAGCUUUGCUGUCACUGUGGGCAUUUGUAAUGCAAAGCCAAUCCCAAGCAUUCUGUUGCUGAAAAUGAAUUUUCUAUUAACUUAGUUGCAAAUUCUUGCGAUGGGGGAGAAGGGGGGGAUCUUUCCAUGCAAUGGAGCUGUAAGUGGUACUGCCAUAACACCAUGCUUUUUUCAACCACCAGUUGCACCCAGGACAUGUGCUACACUGUAUUCUUUUGGAAUCCAGUAAACAUCCUUUCUAAAGAAACUCCAGGCAUGAACACAGACACACAUUGCAUGAAAUAAAAAUGGUUUCCUGUACUUUUGUGAAAUAUUGGUGCUGUUAGGUAGUACUUUACACAUUUCUGGUCUGUUUUUCCUUUUCUUGCUACUAACGUACCCUGGUGUUGUGGUUUCAGGUGCAAAAUAGCUUGAAUUUUUUUUUUUAACCAGUAUCUGGUAAUUAGCUUCAUUUCUGCUUUUUAGUUCAGUUAUGGGUAAACAGCAUAAAGUAAUGGAAAAGCUGCAUUACUGAUUUGUGAAACAAGUUAAGGCAUUUUAAUGUAAAAUUCCAUCUCAGAAUACACUCAAGCCCAAAAUGGUAACUUAAAAAUGUAACAAACUAAGUAAAUGCAUUAGAACCAUUCCCUUUAAAAAAAAAAUGCACUUUUAGCUUUGUGGCUUGGUUUGUUCACUAUUUUUAGCAGAGGAAAAGCAGCAGCUCCUUUUCUCAUGCUGAACACUGUGCAACUGGUGACAGCCCAGCACAGCAGUGGAAAUGCAGCAAUGGGGAUGGUUCUGCUUUUCUGCUGCCCUUACAAAUUAUUGUCUCCUCAUCUCACAUGGAAAACAGCUUCAUGGUGGCAGCUAUUUCUGCAAGGGACAGUUAAUAAAGGCAUUGGGAAAUUCUGUAGAAAAAUAAUGUUCUUUGCAGUCUUUCAUCUGGAAACCCAUUCCAGCAGUGCUCUGUGCAGCACCAGAGCAUCUCCUUUCCUUUCCGCUCUCCCGUCAGGUCACCUUACAAAAAUAUUUUAGUGUAGUUCUUUAAGCUUAAAAUCCAGUUGUCUGUUCAGAUUUGUUGUUUCAUUAUGGAGUGUGUCAGAUAAUCCUCUUGCUUUAACAGGAAAAAAAAAAAAAAAAAAAAAGGUAUUUUAAACUAGUCCAAAGGUGUAGUCAUGUAUUACUG